This is a messenger RNA of Knipowitschia caucasica, 1428 nucleotides long. The record is from the annotation of a GenBank genome assembly. NCBI's taxonomy places the organism in Eukaryota, Metazoa, Chordata, Actinopteri, Gobiiformes, Gobiidae.
AUGCAAAGACAGAGGAAGAUCACUAAUAUGGGGGUGAAAUCUGGAAAACAAAGAGAAAACAAUGUUUCCACGCCUGCCGCUGCUAACAGUGAAGGAGUAAUGGCGGACCCCACGCCACCACCUGUUCUUGCGCCAGUACAACCGGUCCAGCCUCUGGACGUUGAUAGUCCUAACCCGGAUGCAAGAGGACGCGGGCGCGUUUUUGCUGCCGCUUCUCACUCCGGACGUAAAAGUUUGUUUUUUGCUAAAAGUAAGCGGUUCAACGUACCGAUUUUUGCCUGGUGUCGGUGGUGUCUGAUGUUGCCUCGGCGCCUGGACUGUUUCCUUGACUGGUUGCCCGCGUCUGCCGCCUGUCACAGCCUGUCACGGUGUGUCCCUGCUGUGCCCACCAUCACGCUUGCUCCCGGGGCUGCCUCCGGCCAAGCCACGCUGUGCUCUUCUCAAUCAGUGGAUUACAACCCGGUUACUGGCCGGCCUGCACCCCGGAGCAGCCAGCCAGCUAUGCGGCUACUGUUCGUGGCUUUCCUGCUGGCCUCUCUGCGGCUCCUGUCAACACCGGCUCCGUCCAUGGCGCUUCGUUACACGUCCUCACAGCUCAUCAGACGCAACCACCGCGCACCUCCUUCACUGGACAUCACCUCAACUCUGCAACAACACUGUCUUGUCCGCCGUCGCCCCUACAUCCACCGAGGGUCCCGUCGCAAUCUUGUCUUCAAUUUCACAGGCAAAAGCAAUAUUCCCUCUGUCUGGUCCGCCUGCAGAUCAAUGCGCAGCUCACACUGGCUUGGUUCCAACAACAUCCGCAUACGUCAUCCGAGCACUCAUCACACACAAGAGUCUCCGGUGCAGAGCAGCGCAUAUCCGGAAGACGUGACUGAGAGCCAUGAUGCUAAACUUUCUGAGAUGGAGUUGAAACUGGAGGCCGGCGCUGUAAUCUUAGGAUUGUUGGCCUUGAAGAAGGCAGCGAGGGUACAAACCCAGUGUCCUUUUUUAAGUCAUGGCUGCCUGCGCUUGUCGGUGAGUGAUAAUUUCAGAGGAGGCGUUGUUAAGAUUGACCGCUGCCACCGCGCUCUCACCCGUCGCCCUCCCGCAGGACAAAGACCACGAGCGGUCAUCAUGAAGCUCCACAACUUCCAAGAUAAGGUCCGGAUCAUGCAAGCGGCCCGGAGGCUGAAGACCCUGAGUUACAAAGGUGCCUCCGUGAUGAUAUUUGAGGAUUUCUCUGCCGCUGUGGUGAAAAAGCGACAAGAAUUCACCGCAGUCAAGCGACGAUGCAGAGAGCAGGGUAUUGUAUUUGCUAUGCUGUACCCAGCUGUUUUGAGAAUCAGACAUCGCGGGGAGGAAAAGCUCUUCAGGCACCCAGCGAAUGCAACCGGCUUUCUGGACGGGCUGAUCGGUGCGAGGAUGCCAUCACCAGCCUCUUCUUAA